AAUGUGGUCUCUCGCCUUCUCCUCAGUGCCUGUGAAACCAACGGCAAUCUGAAAAUAUUCUAAGAGCAGACAGCUAGGGAGCUGGGUACUAACUAACUGUCUAUCUCACUACACACACUCUCAGUCUCGCUCAACUCUCUUACUGGAUCUCUAGCAGCAGGGUCCAGCAUUCAGCAGUUGUAAGGAAAAGAAUGUGAAAUAAUAUUCUCACCAUUCCAUCUUGACCUCAGAAUUGCACUUUCACAGAUACUAUCAGUUGUCUUCAUUUUACACGCGGGUAGUGGAAACGCUAAUCUGCAUGGGAAUCUCAGCGUCUUCGAUUCUUUGACAUUGUGAAGGCGAGUUCUUCGUGAUUGCAACCUAUAAAAGGCAGGACGAAUGCGAGGAGCGAUACGAAAGUACUACGACUACUGAUUCUAGCAGAAGCGCGCUAACACUUUGGAAAAUAAGGCUUAGGAAGAUCUGGAAGCUGAUCAUUAACAGACAUCAUGCAUCGUCCAAAGGGAUCGUCCCUGUUUUCUUUUAGCUUUCAACUAGGAAUUGUGAUGGCAGCUUUGCUCCUCAAGAUUCACCAUGUGACCGCAGAAAGCAAUAAUGGUGAAAAUGCUUAUGUGCAUAAUGAAACAAGAUCAUGCACUGGAACAUAUGAUUGUAAAGAAGGUGUGAUCUUGCCAGUGUGGGAACCCCAGAACCCAUCUAUUGGGGACAAAGUUGCAAGAGCUACUGUCUACUUUGUGGCUAUGGUUUAUAUGUUCCUAGGGGUCUCCAUCAUAGCUGAUCGUUUCAUGGCGUCUAUUGAGGUCAUCACUUCUCAGGAAAAGGAGAUAACCAUUAAGAAACCCAAUGGGGAGACCACCACCACAACAGUACGGAUUUGGAAUGAGACUGUGUCCAAUUUAACCCUAAUGGCAUUGGGUUCUUCAGCUCCUGAAAUCCUACUGUCAGUCAUUGAAGUGUGUGGCCACAAUUUUGAAGCAGGAGAUCUUGGGCCGAGCACAAUUGUAGGCAGUGCUGCCUUCAAUAUGUUUGUAAUUAUAGGUCUCUGUGUCUAUGUAGUCCCAGAUGGAGAACAUAGGAAGGUUAAACAUUUGAGGGUGUUCUUUGUCACAGCAGCUUGGAGCAUCUUUGCCUACACCUGGCUGUAUCUGAUCCUGGAUGUAAUUUCUCCCGGCAUCGUCCAAGUCUGGGAAGGCCUGCUUACUUUGUUUUUCUUCCCCAUUUGUGUUUUGUUUGCCUGGGUUGCAGACAGGAGGCUCUUGUUCUACAAGUAUGUCUAUAAGCGGUACAGAGCUGGGAAACACAGGGGGGUGAUCAUUGAAACUGAAGGUGACCGGCCACUGCCAUCAAAGGUAGACAUUGAAAUGGAUGGCAAAAUGUUGAACUCCCAUGCUGUGGACUUCCUAGAUGGGACCCUAGCUCUGGAAGUAGAUGACAGAGACCUAGAUGAAGAGGAAACCAGGAGAGAUAUGGCAAGAAUCCUAAAAGAACUCAAGCAAAAGCACCCAGAAAAGGAAGUGGAGCAACUGAUAGAGCUGGCCAACUACCAGGUCCUAAGCCAACAGCAGAAAAGCCGUGCCUUUUAUCGUAUUCAGGCCACAAGGCUGAUGACCGGUGCGGGGAAUAUCCUGAAGAAGCAUGCUGCUGAUCAAGCAAGAAAAGCUGUCAGUAUGCAAGAGGUUCGACCAGAAGUAGCAGAAAACGAUCCUGUGACUAAGGUGUUCUUUGAUCCAGGUGUGUACCAGUGUCUUGAAAACUGUGGGACUGUGUCUCUAAAUGUUGUUAGGCGAGGAGGUGAUUUGACCAACACUGUUUCCGUGGAAUUCCGAACGGAGGAUGGUUCAGCCAAUGCCGGUUCAGAUUACGAGUUCACUGAGGGGACCCUCGUCUUCAAACCAGGUGAGACACAGAAGGAAAUUAAAGUGGGAAUCAUUGAUGAUGACAUUUUUGAAGAGGACGAGAACUUCUUGGUCCACCUUAGCAAUGUCAAGGUGCAUUUGGAGAAUGCAGCUGAAAACAAUCCAGGCACAAAUCAUGUUGAAACGCUUGCAUGCUUGGGCAUACCUUCAACUGCAACUGUGACCAUCUUUGAUGAUGACCACGCUGGCAUCUUUACAUUUGAGGACCCUGUGAUGCAUGUGAGCGAGAGCAUAGGUACCAUGGAGGUGAAGGUUCUGCGGACCUCUGGAGCACGUGGGGUAGUUGUUGUCCCUUACAAGACCAUAGAAGGUACAGCCAGAGGUGGUGGAGAGGAUUUUGAAGAUACCCAUGGAGAGCUGGAGUUCCAGAAUGAUGAGAUAUUCAAAAUAAUAAAGAUCAAAGUAAUUGAUGAUGAGGAGUAUGAGAAAAACAAGAACUUCUUCGUCGAGGUUGGGGAGCCCCGUCUGGUGGAGAUGAGUGAGAAGAAAGCUUUUUUACUGCAUGAGUUCGGUGACUUUAUAAAAACAGGGGAUAUUCAGUAUGGCAAGUGUGUCUACAGGAAAAUUCACAGCAGAGACCGUCCAAUCCCAUCUACAGUAGUCCGCAUUGCAGAGGAGGAUGAAUUGGAGCCCCUGAAAAGCAAAGAUGAGGAAGAGCGUCGCAUAGCGGAGAUGGGACGGCCAACAUUGGGGGAGCAUGUCAAACUAGAAAUUAUCAUCGAAGAAUCAUAUGAAUUCAAGAGCACUGUGGAUAAACUGAUCAAGAAGACUAAUCUUGCCCUGCUGGUCAAGACUAACAGCUGGAGAGACCAGUUUAUUGAAGCUAUCACAGUCAGUGCAGGUGAGGAUGAUGAUGACGAUGAAUGUGGCGAGGAGAAACUCCCUUCCUGCUUUGAUUACGUCAUGCACUUCCUGACUGUGUUCUGGAAAGUUCUGUUUGCAUUCGUACCCCCGACAGAGUACUGGAAUGGAUGGGCCUGCUUCAUUGUGUCCAUCUGCAUGAUUGGUCUCCUGACAGCUUUUAUUGGGGAUCUGGCCUCCCAUUUUGGCUGCACCAUUGGUCUGAAGGAUUCCGUGACUGCCGUUGUGUUUGUUGCACUGGGAACAUCUGUACCAGAUACUUUUGCCAGUAAAGUAGCUGCCACACAAGACCAGUACGCUGAUGCCUCCAUCGGCAACGUCACUGGCAGCAAUGCUGUGAAUGUGUUCCUGGGGAUUGGCGUCGCCUGGUCCAUCGCUGCCAUCUACCAUAACUCCCAAGGAAGGGACUUUAGGGUGGACCCCGGCACCCUGGCUUUCUCCGUCACCCUCUUCACCAUUUUUGCUUUCAUUUGCGUCGGGGUGCUGAUGUACAGACGGAGACCUGAAAUCGGGGGGGAGCUGGGUGGCCCUCGGACUCCUAAGAUCCUCACCUCAUUACUUUUUGUCAGCCUUUGGCUCUUGUACAUUCUCUUCUCAUCUUUGGAGGCUUACUGCCACGUAAAGGGCUUCUAAAGAACAGUGGAAGCUUCGAUGGGGAGCAGAAACAACAACAGCAAAACAGUAACAUGUUUGUUUUUUUGUUGUUGUUUUCUCCACUUGCUGAUGAAAUGCAAUUUUUAAAGGGGGAAUUAUCUUUACUUGAUUCGGAAAGACCUCAAAAGGAUGUCAUCCAUGGGUAAAGGUUUAAAUAAACUUAUCUUCAUAAAAUCCCUAUUGAGAGACCGUAUUUUAUAGAAGGAUCACUUCGAGAAGAAGCCAGGAAAACUAGAAGACUAGAAAACCACCUGAAAUUGAAUUACUAUUUGUUACUUUAAUUACUAUUUAAUUACUUAUCACAAAUAAGGACAAGUAAAAAAAAGUCAUUUAUUUAGCAUGUCUGUUGACCUAUUAUGGUAACAAAUUCACAGAAGGAAACAGGAUUGUUUGAUUCCCUGCCCACAGGGUAUUGCAUAUAAAAGAAUGGAUGCCCAAGCCACCACUGAGUUUUGCGUAGAGAUGCAGAAUUAAACACUAUCAUCCUUAGGCUUUCUUGCUUUAAGUAUGCCACAGUGAUACAUGUGGUACUUACUGUGUAAGUGGGUGGAAAACCCACUAAGAACCACAGAUGCUGCUGACAACCCUACAGUUUUGAAUACAUUGCUUCGUGGUUUAGUUAUAGUUACCCAAAACAGCUUUUCUAGAUCAGUUGUUUAAGAACAAAAAGAAACAAAAACAAGAAAAUGCUGUUCCACCAUUUGUCAAAAAAAAAAAAUCAAUAAUGAAUUGAUGUAUAUCAAGGUUUUUAUUUUCUUGCAUUUCUGCAUUUAUUUCCAUGACAACUUGGUCUUUCUCAUCCUCCGCCCUGAAGUACGGCAGCCAAUUUAUUCAACCAUAUAUGCAUAAGCUUCCCCUUACAGAUAGGUAAGAAUUAUUAAACAUUUGAUAAUGCUAAGUUUAUAAACACUAAAAGACAAUGAAUACAUUUAUUUUAGUAUUUCUAAAUGGAAAUUGAUUAAUUUUCUAAAUGGAGAAACAUUGAGUAGUAACAAAAGAAAAUACAUACAAAGGACUGCUUUCACUGUAAGCAGUUUCCCACAACACACUGAGGUACAUGAUGAAAAAUGUGCAACACAAAUGUGUUACUCCAAUGCUGCCCAUUACACCCUCACAUCCUGCUGCUACUUAAUAUAGCUAGGCUGCAGCAGGAUUCCCCAUAGCCUAACACUUUUAAUACACCCUAUAAGUUGCAUAUAUAUACAGGGUGAUUAGAAAGUAAGUUUACCACAUGAGAUAUGGUGCGUUUAAUUAGGAUUGGGCAAACGUUGUGCGCAAGAGUACACAGAGGUCCUAUCAAAUUUUAUUUAUUAUUAGCCUUCCCUCUGAAAAUGUCUACAUAUACUGACAGCAUGAUUUUCAAAUGGUGCAUAAUAAGGACUUGUAUCUACUGUAUUUUGCAAAAGGGACGAACAAGUAGUCACAAACCACGUUCGUGUAUUGUAUAAGUUACAAACUCUUCACAACCAGGGGUCUGCAGCCCCCUAGGGGGCCUUAAGGAGAAUGUGUUAUUUUCCCUGCAUGCUUAAGACACGCUGAAACCUGUUCAUUUCAGCAUGUCAUAAGCAUGCGCAGAAAUUAACGCCUUCUCAGGUUAUGUAACACGCUCUCGCGUUACAUAUGGUGUAAUACAGCUAUUUCAGCAGGAGCGCGACAGAUUACAAAGCAGAGGAAAAAUCAUUGGAAACGCACACACUAUAAAUACCAGAUAUGGAUACAUUUUUAAUUCGACCAUCAGCAUCAAAACAACAAACCCCACAGAAUGAUGAUACAGAAGUUCCUUUAAUGAGUUCAACCAUAAGGGCUGAAGAACAGCAAGGAGGUGGUGGUGUGAGUAAAAAAACAUAAAGCCGUUAUUAACCCUGCAAAUAAGGAGAUGCGAAGACAGCUUCUUGAAUUUCGGUUUUAUUUGUACUGAAAGUGGAGAUAUACCUCAACCGCAGUGUGUACUGUCCAAUGAAUGUUUGAUGUUUGAAACUUGAAGACCCCAGAGAAGUAUCCUACUGAGCUCAGUCCAGACGGUUGUCAUGCUGAUGCGCUAGGGAAGCCACACUGUGGUUGAUCCCUGGAGCCAGCAUUGCAGCCGCUGUGUGUGCUGAUGCGCCAGGGAGGCAAAAUAAGCAGAUCCCUGGAGCCAGCAUUACACUUCAGCCAUCAACACCAGGCAGAAGGUUAUCUACAUCAGCAGAUGGAAAGAAACGCAAAUGGAUCACAUUAGUUUACUGUAAAGCUACGUCUUAGUUGGUGCUUAUCUUGGCGAGAGCCAAGUUCAAAUCAGCAUGAAGUUUUAACAUCUACUCUCAUGUAAUUGGAAAUCAUCUUGAAACCCUCCAAAUUACAGAGACAUUUAAUUACCAAGCAUGAAAUAGAUAAAAACAAGCAACAUUAAUUUUUGAGCAAAAGGCUAAGGAACUGCUUGGUACUAAAGCUGUAAUGAAAUCCACAAAAUUCACAGAUAAAAAGCUUGUAGUGUCAUCGUACAUAGUGGCGCAGAAAAUUGAAUACGAUUGCUGAGGAGUUGAUAAUGCCAUGUACCAUUGAAAUUGGAAAGGAAAUGUUUGGAGAGCAGGCCAAGGAACUGGCAAAAAUGCCAAUGUCAAAUGACACUGUCAAACGACAGAUCGCUUUUAUGUCAGAAGACAUCGUUUUGCAGUGCAUUGAUCGGCUGUGUGGCAGUGAUUUUGUUAUACAACUCGAUGAUUCCACAGACAUUUCUAAAAUGUCCCAUUUACUCACCUACGUUCGAUAUGUGUGGAAUAAGGGAAUAAAGGAAGACUUUUUGUUUUGCAAGGAGCUCAAGACAACAAAGUCAGACGAUAUUUUCAAACUGUUGGAUGAUUUUAUAACUUCAGCAGAAAUCAGCAGGACUAAUUAAUUGCAUUGGGGUCUGCACUAAUAGAGCCACAGCAAUGACCAGAAAGCAUUCUGGUCAUUAAAAUAAAAGCUGUUGCACCUUGCGCUAUUUGGACACCAAGAGGCGCUUGCUGCGAAAGACACUGAACCAGGUCUUCACAGUGUUCUGAACACAGCAGUAAUACUAGUUAAUUUUAUUAAAUCCAGAGCAACAAACUCCAGAUGUUUUGCUGCACUUUGUGAGGAAGUGGGCGCAGAGCACCAUUCCUUGCUCAUGCAUACAGAGGUGUGAUGGCUAUCUUGAGGCAGAAUGCUUACCCGUAUAUUUAAUCUCAAGGAAGAAUUACAUACUUUCUUAGCUGGUAAGAAACCUGAACUCGCUGAAGUGCUGAAAGAUGACGUGUGGCUGGUAAAACUGGGUUACCUUGCAGACAUAUUCAGUGAAAUGAAUAAGCUGAAUACAACUAUGCAAGGUGGGAACACUCAUUUUAUUGCCCAGCUUGAAAGAAUUGAACCAAAAGGAAACUACAACGCUGGAAAGUUUGUGUCUGUGGGGGGACUACUGAUAUGUUUGAGCUCUUACCUUCUUUCAUUCAGGAACGAAACAUUGACUUUGACAUAAUCAAACCGCAGCUGGCAACGCAUCUGUCUGGUCUACUCAACAAAUGUAAUACUUACUUUCCUGAACUCACGAUGGAACAAGCCGCUACACACCUGUGGGCUACAAACCCCAUUAGUGAGAAUAUUGAAGCUGAACUGCCGUCCUCUGUCCCAUCAAAGCUGUUAGACGAGCUUGUUGACAUUUCAUCAGACAGCUCCCUCAGAACCAAGUUCAGUGAAAUGCUGCUGGAGACAUUUAGGUGUGAGUGCUCCGAUGAAUACAGCACUGAAAGUGUUGGUCCCAUUCAGUACAACAUACUUGCACAAAACCGGAUUUUCAGUCAUGGCAUCGAUGAAAACAAAGUACCAAGCCAGGAUGAACAUUGACCAUGACAUGUGUAUGUGCUUGGUGAAGAUACCUCCACGUCUUGACAGAAUUGUUGCUCAGCACCAGCAACAAGUUUCACAUUGAGUAAGUAAAACAAAAAUAAUUAUAUAUAUAUAUAUAUAUAUAUAUAUAUAUAUAUAUAUAUAUAUAUAUAUAUAUAUGUAUAGUAACAUGGCCUCUCUCACGCCUGUUCACUUGCCCCUAUAGAAACGUAGACCCAACACAAAACUUGAGGUUUUAGCGCUUACGCACACUUUUAAUAAUAGAAAAAUAAACAAUACGAAAACAAAAACCUAGCUCCUUUGGAACACUUACUAAACAUACAGGAACUUCCUAGCUAUCAACGGGACAGCAUAAAAAAAGCAUUAAACAAAACACAUAGGUUAUAUUUUAAACAGAAUACAAAGGUUUCACACUCUACCUUUUUUUUAUACGACUGUACACACACACACACACACACACAAAGCCAUAAGUUUGAGAACUCCUGCUUUAGAGUACAGUAUCUGUUUUUAAAAAUUUUGUAUAGCUUUAAGUGGGGUCUGAUUGGGUGUAAAGAAGGGAAAACAGAUAUUUUGCUUUAACUGAAUUAAUGCUUUAUUCUGUAGAUCAGGCCAAAUCUGUGACUCUGUUUGGCCAGCCAUGCUUGUUUUAGAGUAAUUAUUUAGCGACGGUCUGGCUUAAAAAAUGGAAAACAUUGCACUAGCACCGAGUAAAGAAGUUCAGCUGGUGAUUCGUCACCAACAAUAUGAAAGAAAGCCAUGAAGGUGUGAUGUUCCUGUUAGCAUACAAAAAUGAGAGACUAAAACGGACUUGACCUGUACCUUUGUAUCUAUUUUAGAAUAGGGAAAAAAAAAAAAAAAUUCACAUGUGAAGUGCAGCCAUACAUUUUGCAUCCUGUGCAGUCAAGAUAUAUAUAUAUAUAUAUAUAUAUAUAUAUAUAUAUAUAUAUAUAUAUAUAUAUAUAUAUAUAUAUAUAAAAGAAGAAAUGCAAAUUGUGCUCAGUUGCAUUUUAAACUGUUUUGUCUUCUGCACAGCAGCUGUGCAGUUAGUUAGUCUGUACAUGUCUUCUUUUCCUCAUCUGUCCAUAUUUGGGCAUGUUAAUGUGGUACUUGUAAACACUGUGCAUGGAUGAAAACAUGUCUGUAUAUAGUAAGCAGUAUCCCAUUCAUUAAUGUCCGUCGAGGGAGAGUUGAAUGAUGUGUAUAGAUUUUGUUUGGGUUGGGGUGGGUGGGGGGUUCUCUUUGGAAACGUGCACAUUAUAUUAAAAAGGCAAUAUCAGAAUCUUGUAUAUUGGGAUCAAAGAAAUCAUGUAUUUAGAAAUUUUAAAAAAAAAAGUUGCAUGGAUACUUGUACAAACACUGCUUUGCUUGAGGCUAAAUGAUUCAGCUGCAAUAUGACAGUCAGAAAGAAGAAUAUACAACAAAGAUAUUUCUCUCAUGACUCAAGAAUUUAAAGUUUGUGUGUAUAUAGUGUAUAAUGUACAAUGCUGACUCUAGUGAUGUUAAAGGCUAAAUGUUAAAUCUACAUUUAUUAUAUUUAACUUGGAUCCCUCAAUAUGCAACUGACAUUAAAUAUUGCCUUUGAUCCCACUGGUUGCUACAAGGUCUAGUUUACUUUGUGUUGGACAAUGUAAUUAUUCAGGAAUAUAUCUGUUGAGGUAGUGUUGUUUGAGAUGACGAGUCUCAGUAUUAAUAUGUAUUUACAACGCCUCAUAUAUCAAUCUUGGCCCCAUCUGGUUCCAUCUUGUUAGAAGCAUUCUUCAAAAAGGGGAGCUUAGAAUUGCAAACAAAAUAUAAUAAAAUAACACAUUCCCUUUUUUCAAAACACACAAGACACACAAGUCCAAACAGAUGCUUUUGUAACCAGUGUUUCAAGUUGUAUCACACUACUUAUUAGUAUUUAAACCAUAUAUGGGUGUUUUUUGAAUUUGUCCACAGAUUAAAAAAAAAAAUACGUACAACCUUCAUCAAUCUAACAAAGACCGGUUAAUUUUGUCACUAGAUCUAGUACUUUUUAUGCUAGCAGACUUCUGCAACACUAGAAAUGAAUAAUUCAUACAUAUCCAUGUUCAUGACAGCACCACCUGCAGCUGUUCUGAUACAUCAUGUUCAGGGUUACGCUGUAGAUUUGUUUUUUUUCUAAUGUUUUAUUAUUAUGAUUUGAUUUUAUGUUCUGUCUUUGUUCUGGGUUUAUUUAAUUUUGUUUUUGUGUUGCACACAAAAAUAGGAAGGAAGUACACAACUGUGAUAUCAACUGUGAUAAUUAUACAUGGUACACUUCUUGGCACAGAAAAAUAAAGUUUGGUAUAUGCUGUUUUAAAGAGCAAUGGUUAUAAUAUGAUAUUUCAGUGCUUCCAUUAGCUCCUCCCUUUGUUGAUUUCUGAAGUGGUUGUAUCUCCUUUUCCAGUCUGUACUGCAGUCUGAUUUUAUUUAUUCUGAAAGUGGAUUUGAUAUUGUUCAAAUCCGUCCCUGAUUUCAUGUGAGCACACUGGACCUGAUGGCGAACUCACCCAUCUCUGACUUGGCAGUAUUAUAUAAAUAUGUGCUACCAAUUUCAUUACACAACGCUGCAUCCUAACAUCACCAUUCAGAGGUCUGUAGUUAAAACAACCUCCUCUCUGUUAGCGUUGUCUGAAUUCAAAAUUCCCAUGAUAGUUUGGGGAAAUAAAGCUUCCUUUAUACAUUUAUUUUUAUUCUGAAGACAAGGGUAGCUUGAUUUUGCGUUUUGCUUUACAGAAUAAAAAAAUAAACUGUAUUUCUUGAAGCCAAAAUAUGAUUAAACCACUGCCAAUGUUUUUUGUACUGAUUGAAAUCUUUUCUUUACUCACGCAAAACCACAGAGCGAAAACAAAAAAACCGUGUCUCCACUCUGAAGUGCUGGUUCAGUUUGAACCAAAUGAUACCUUUCCUACACAUCUCAGCUCUGAGUAUUACACCUGAAAGGUACAUUAGGGAGAAAAACCAAAUUUGUGGUUUGUGGUAAUUGUAAUGAGUCAUUAACUGCCGUUUUGGCUUUAAAAUGUAUGAAAACAUAAAUUAUGUGAAAAAAACUGUGUUCCUCCACCAGUUUUAAUACUCCAGUUGACAUGUUAAACAGAAAAACAAUUCCACAAUAGUUAGGAAAAUAGAACACAUACAGUACUGUUCAACUUCCAUAUGUUGACUGAGAAUGAUGAGUGUAUCUAUGACUUCCUAUUUCAUUUGUUGGCACUGACUUCUGCAUUACAUUGUUUUACUGUAUAUCUCUGUAACUCUUUCAACACUGCAGAUCAGUAUAAAGGUCGAGGAAAAAAACUCAUACUGCAGUGUAGGAAACUGAUACUAUUGAAUUAGUUAUCUUAGGCCUGGGAUAAUAUUUCUGUAAAGUAGUACCAAAUAACCUAAAAGAAUUUCAAUUUAUUUGUGUGUUUUGAUAGACGAGUUUUCAAGUCUUAACAAUACUAUAUGUGGAUGUUUCCACGAUUAAUCUGACUAUAUCAUUCUGAAUGACACCACUAAUAUACAUUUUACAGCAUAGUGUUUAGGAAUCAAAGCAAAGUUAUAAAAUAAAUGUCGUAAAAAUGUAUUCACUGCAUCUCAUCACAUCUUUGUUGCAUGCUGAAUCAGUAGGCAGCAUGUCUGUGGGGCAUUGCAAGAAUGUUUCAAUUGUUCAGGUUUCAAAAAAUAAUUAUGACUGGAUUAUUUUGGUGACAGGAUAGUAUAUUUAACACAUUUCACUGAUGCUGCGAGAUUUAAAUCAGUGAGUUUUACAAUGUACAUUAUUUCCAAAACCGGAGCUUAUAUCUAUCCAUUUCAAAUGCAAGUGAGGACUUUGCUGUCUUGGUUAUAGCAAUGCGUAAAUAUUGAUAAUCAUACUGCAAAGUUUACAUUAUCACUGCCUGGUAUCACAGUUUUGAGUCCAUUUCUGAUUUGAUUUUAGGGUUGCUUGAGCAGUGGUUUAUUUAGCUUUAGUUCUGGUGGGAGCUGGAAAUUUGGCUGGCCACUAUUACGAGACUGUUAACCAAGUCAGCUGUGAAAUUGGGAGUCGUGGAACACUUGUCUCCUAAGAAGAGUAAUUGGUGUAGUAAAGCAGUACCAAUCUGCACGUCUCAGAUUGGUAUGCAGCUGGUAUAUAUGUCAAAAAUAUAGAUCCACAAUUGUGUGCAUACUGUGGGCUGAGAGGAAUUUAAAUUAGGAUAAGCCAGGCAUAUUAAUGCCAUUUGUGUAGCUGGAGAAACUUCCUCAGAGUCUGAAACAUGUGCAAAAAGGUCAGAUUGGACAUUUUUUUAGUUUAAACUCAUUUCUUUUCACCACAUAAUUUCUUCUUUCACUUUUUUUUAGUGAGUAGAAUACAAAUGAUGUAGGAUAUGAAACCAGUAAAAAAACGAAGGAGCCCUUAGUUAAAUAAAUGCCCGUUAUAAAUUACUUAAAAAUAUGUUUCUUGAUGACGUUUCUCAAGGAAUCCAAAGACUUUGUUGAAACAUGUUGUACAUAAAAUAAAACUGUGCGGUGGUUCGCCCCUUGUUUAUCUUUUUCACUGUUCUAAAAUUGUAAAGGCAAGUGUCUGAGCCAAUGGCAAAGUCAAGAAGGCAAGUGUCUGAGCCAAUGGCAAAGUCAAGUUCUGCAGUUAGACCAACUUGUUAUUGUCAGGAAGAUUUUUGACAGACAGAAAGCGAAGAUCUGUAUUGAAAGCAGCCUACCCCAAAGUACAUUUUUGCUGAUAACAGCGACUUGUGGACAACUUGAGUAAGUCUGCAAGGAAAAAAUAUUUGUAAUAUAAAACAAUGCCAUAUUCACUUUGAUCUUUAACAGUAUUGUUUUGUUAAUUUGCUGUACAGUUCUUUCCCAGUACCCAGAGUCAAUAGGUGUCCUGAAGGAGUGGGGAGGAAGUAAGCAGUAGGAGCACGUGUCCUAUUUAAACUUUACAUUAGGACAAAAUGCUGUGCAUGUGUUUGCAAACAUUUACUUAUAUCCUAAUGCCCUGCUCGUCUUUUCAUAAAGCUUCAGGAUCUCAUUUUAAUUUCCUUUCAUCAGCCCUGUGUCUAUCAGGCCAACUGCAGUAAUUAAAUGUUAAGAUAUAAUCCCCAAGAAUUAGUCCCCAAGGAUCAGAUUAAAAUGAAUUGCAGUGCAACAUCAUUUCCGUUUACUCUUGUAAGCUUUUCUAUUAGUUUUUACUCAGCAGAUGUUCUGCUUCAGAGCUGAAAGGUUGAACAGGUGACAUGCUUUCAUCUGGCUUAUACAGGAAAGAUUGUGAACUUUUUAAAACUUGGGAGCGCCAGUACACUAUAUAUUUGUUUUGUUUUAGUGUGUCUCUUCUUGAAUUAUAUUUAGUAGUCGUAGCCGUAGUCAUAGUAGAUGUAGAAAUAUUAUUAAUCAUUCCCCUAAUGGGUGAUUAUAUGGUUUAUGUGCCAGUGGAGGCUAAGCCAAAACUGAUUGACAAAGCAUCAUUGGUAGAUACAUAUUUCCAAUACUUGUUGGUCAUGCUAUUUAUUACUAUCAUUUUAACUACAAAAAGGGUGCAUUGUAUCAAGUAAUUAACAUAAAGAUUUAUUAUGAAUCCUUUGUUAUAGCCGUAGCUGUAUUGUUAUAGUUUGUUGUUAUUAGUGGCAACAUAAAUCAUUAAUAACACCUUUGCAACAUAAUUAUAAAUGUAGAAUUAAUAACCAAAAUUGAAUAAUGUGACAUCAUUCUAGGCACAAAUUCAGUUCAAACUGCAGUAAUAUCAUCUAAAAUUGUCAGUCUUUGUCACUAUAUGUCUUCCAUAUUGUGCAUUAGUGGAGAUGUAAAAUUAGCAUUUAACAAGUUGGCCUCUUCACACCAGAUACCAGAGAGAGUAACGUCCACAGUCAAAUGGCAUACUAUAAUAUUUUUAAGGUAAAAUAAUAACAACUUAAAAGUAAAGACAUUUGGCAUUAGUUAAGCUUCCAUAACCUAAGGUCAAACAGACACUUCUACUGAGAGCUCAUUGCAGUCCACUGGCUUGAAUUGCUGUAGGCACAAUGGUUGCUUUUGUAAAUUUAUAUAACUUGGCUUUAGGCUUUUGACCUGUUGAAAUGAAUAUAGUUAUUUUUGUUCUGUGCUUGCCCUCUCCACACACUACUUUUGCGUUCCAUCUAUGUAUCUGUGUUUGCAAGGGGAAUAUCUUGACAGCAGCCUCUGAAAAAUCCCAGAAAACGUUACGCGGUGGCAUUAAAAAUGAAAUUGUUGCCUCUCGGCCUGCGAGUCUCCCAGCAUAUACUUUUCUGGAAAUAAUUCCUGUUGCAUGCGCUAGCUAAAACAACUGACAAACCAUCUUCAUUUAUCUAUGUGUUAAGGUUGUUAAAUGCGUUUGUUUGCAACAGCUCCCUGCUACUGAGAUCUUUCAAGCAGGGGUGUUUAGUGAUUUUCAAAUAGAUGUAUUUAACAUUAAACACUUGCAUCGGUUUAAUUAGAGAAUAAGGGUUCAACAGUUUUCACGGUAAAUAGCAAUCGGUAUACUCCCAUACUGUUUCCAUUGAACAAGCGCUAUGAAUUAUCAGUGAUUAUGUAGGACACACAAAAUUAGAGUAUGCAUCUUCAAAUGUCACUUUUAAUAGAUUUGUUUCCAUUUCCCUUACUUUUAUCAUCAUAUUUGAAUUAAUUCUGAGUGAAUGUGUGUUCUGUUGCUCCAAUAUUAUCAUUUUUCUCUAUGUUUGUCUUUAUCUGGCUUUCAGCUGGAUUCAACCUUGCAUUAGAAUCCUAAGUGCCGGCACUAAACAGCCUCAUCCAUUUAAAUCAUGUGAUAAUGUGACCUUACAACUCUGCUGACCCCACCUAAUGUCUUGUUUCCUUUCACAUAUAGGGAAAUGGAAAUAUAUUUCACUCUUUAUGUAUACAUUUUAAGUUAUCAUGGUUAUCCAUACAAACUGGUUGCAGAGUACCUACACAAUCGUUUGCAUCUAAUACAUAUGAAGGUUCAUUCACAGUCCUAGCAAAUAUCCAAAUGGAUUCAUUCAACAUCUUAAUAAUUCUAUUUGUGUUGAUCCAGGGAUAGUCUGUUUGAUUUAAUAUCACCGUUCUCAAUAUCGUGGCUAAAUCAAAGUUUAAACUUGCCAUGGAACACGUCUUUCUUUGAUAAAAAAUAAAAAUAUAUUUCUGUUGUUUUACUAUAAUCUACCAUUUUUAAUAAUUUAAAGCUCCGUUAUCAUCAGAAACAUUCACAUCUUUAAAAUUGUCCAAAGAAAUAGAUGAUUUUACAAUCAUUUGUCAAACAAUAAGUUAGAAUUAGUUGCAGAGACAAUUCUUUUUUUUUUUUUUUGCAGACUAUUUUAUUUGUACUGAAGUACCAUAGCAAUUUUUUGUUGUUGUUUAUGAAACAUACACUGCAUAAACUGCGGGUAAACUGUAAGGAAGAUGGCAUCGGUUCACUGAUACAUAUAGAGAGGCAACUUUAUGAAGUGAAUCAUCAUCUUCAACCUUUUAAACCAUUUCGAUCCAUUUGUUUUGGUACCUUUUGCUUUAUUUUAAAUCCAGGUUUUGUAAAAGCAACUGCAUUACUGUAAUGUUGUGGCUGGUAUUUCACCCAAUCUUUAUAUCAUAACACAAUAGAAAAUCAAAAUCGCUGUGCAUUUUGUUAAUAUAUUAAUGGAAUAUCGUUUUAAUUUACUAGAAUGAUGUUCCAUAAACAUGUAAAUAUAAAUAUUAACUUAAAUAAAUAAAUGCAUACAUAAAUAAAUAACAAUAUUUUAUAAUUCAUUUGACAUGAAUUUAGGAAAGGCGCAGAUGUUACAAUGUGUGUCAUAAAAUGUACAAAAUAAACCUCUUUUUCUCCUGCAUGCUGCCUGAAGUAUGUUGUGAUUCGCCAAUAAGAAUUCAAUGAAAUGCCUUUCCAAAUGAGGUUGGAUAACUCAAAACAAGCCGAAUUACUCUGAGAAUGUUUCAUCACAAUAUGUGUGUAUUUGAUACUGUUUCAUGUUGAGCUUAGUUGUCUGUCAUACCUGUAUCUUAAAGGCAACCUGUAGAUCGUGUUAAACUGUGAUGUGUUUCUGUCAUUGCCUGAAUUAUUUGGCUGUGUAAAAAUCAGUGUCUUGAACUUACUGUUUUUUCCUGGAUUGCCGUUAUUUCCUAACAUUAAAAUAUAGGUGUUUGUAAAUUU
This is a messenger RNA of Acipenser ruthenus (sterlet), 15363 nucleotides long. RefSeq names its product sodium/calcium exchanger 1. Gene Ontology annotation, cellular component: sarcolemma; axon; postsynapse. The transcript is spliced from 11 exons. The coding region runs from base 489 to 3410 and encodes 973 amino acids. NCBI's taxonomy places the organism in Eukaryota, Metazoa, Chordata, Actinopteri, Acipenseriformes, Acipenseridae. The record is from RefSeq and is a predicted model, not a curated record. Gene Ontology annotation, biological process: calcium ion import across plasma membrane; sodium ion transmembrane transport; cell communication. Gene Ontology annotation, molecular function: calcium:sodium antiporter activity.